UGGUUUCAGGUGCCCCAUGUAAAGUAAGCAGAGGCCAGGGGAGUUGGUGUAAUCCGAUUCCAGUGAGCUAGGGGCCAGGAUUUCACUGUAACUUGGCUGCGGCUUCCCUAGCGCACGGCGGAUCGGCACGAGCUGCAGUUAAGCGCCCCGGGCAGCCCUAGGAGGAGUCUGGAUGUGCCCCUGACUGACCGCCUCUUCCACACGGGUCUCGGGGCGCGCGGGGAGAUCAGCGCCGCUGCAGCCCAGGCCCACGCGCGAUGGCAAAUAAUCCUUGUACCAGGUAACAUUCCAUGCAUGCUCUGCACGUCAUCUGGAGUCGGUCCCUUACAGUGACUCUGGAAAGAAGAAAAUUGAAUCACUAUCACAGCUAUGGCAGCACCAAAGAAAGUUCUGCUCUCCUCCCCUCCCGAUGGAGGCUGGGGAUGGAUGAUUGUUGUUGGCUGUUUCCUCGUUACUAUCUGCACUAGGGCUGUAACAAGAUGCAUCUCAAUUUUCUUUGUGGAGUUCCAGACAUACUUUGCUCAGGAUUAUGCGCGAACAGCUUGGAUCCAUUCCAUUGCAGACUGUGCCACAAUGCUGUGUGCCCCACUUGGAAGUUUUAUCAGUAACCAUCUAUCAUGUCAAGUGGGCAUCAUGCUUGGAGGACUGCUCGCAUCUGCUGGACUGAUCCUGAGUUCAUUUGCCACAAGCCUGGAACACCUCUACUUUUCAUUAGGCGUGCUUACAGGACUUGGAUUUGCACUUUGUUAUUCUCCAGCCAUAGCAAUGGUGGGAAAAUAUUUCAACAAAAAGAAAGCACUGGCUUAUGGAAUAGCCAUGUCAGGGAGCGGAAUCGGUACCUUCAUUCUGGCCCCUGUGGUCCAACUCUUGAUUGAACAAUUUUCCUGGCGUGGAGCCUUACUCAUCUUGGGCGGUUUUGUUUUAAAUCUCUGUGUUUGUGGUGCCCUGAUGAGGCCUAUUACUCUUAAGGAGGACCAUAAACACCCUCCUGAGUUUCUUGAACAGGAGUAUGUCUCAGAAGCACAGAAGCAAGACUUAAAGCAAUUGUCUAGCUGUUCACCUUUAUUCAAAGCAUGGUCUCAUGAAUGUCUAUGCUGCUGCUCCUGGCAAGAAUACAACUUCUUCCUGAUGCCAGACUUCAUGGUGCUAGCAGUGUCUGUUUUAUUUAUGGCAUAUGGCUGUAGCCCUCUUUUUGUCUACCUAGUGCCUUAUGCUUUGAGUGUUGGUGUGAGUCACCAGCAGGCUGCCUUCCUUAUGUCCAUACUUGGUGUCAUCGAUAUCGUUGGUAAUAUCACCUUUGGAUGGUUGACAGACAGAAGGUGUCUGAAGAAGUACCGCUAUGUUUGCUACCUCUUUGCCGUGGGAAUGGAUGGCCUCUGUUGUCUCUUCCUUCCUGUUCUCCAAAGUUUCCCUAUGCUUGUGCCAUUCUCAUUUACCUUUGGGUAUUUUGAUGGAGCCUACGUUACACUGAUCCCUGUUGUGACAGCAGAUGUAGUGGGAACUGCUUCCUUAUCAUCAGCCCUAGGGGUAGUGUAUUUUCUUCAUGCACUCCCUUAUCUAGUGAGUCCACCCAUUGCAGGUUGGCUGGUGGAUACAACCGGCAGCUACACUGCAUCAUUCAUUCUGUGUGGAUUUUCUAUGAUAUUCAGUUCAACAUUACUCUGCUUUGCUAGACUAGCAAAGAAAAUCAAAAGGACACAGCUGAGGUCACUUACCAGAGAUACUGACACAAAACAGCAGAACUGGACAAAUGGAACAACAGCUUAUUCUGUGUCUGGAGAUUUAGACCAAAAGGAUGUAGAAAUAUUGGCCACUGAGGCAAAUAGCUACAGCAACAGAUGACAAGUGCCAUCAAGCCUUGAGAACUAUGCUGUCAUUCAAAACACCUAUACAUCAAAGAGUUUGGAAACUCUCAGGUAAGAUUCUAACUCCUGUCUUCACUUUGUCCCCCUCUGUUUGCCCAUCUUUUGCUUACUGGAGAAACUCCCACAAGCUGCCAUAAAAAAGAAACAUUAAUGCAUUGUUGUUGUGUAUGUAAAUUGUGCUAGGAAAAUAAGUUUGUUGCUGGAUGAUCUAACCCAGAGUCCUUCUUUCAGACUCUGUUGGGCUGCCCUUUUGGGGCAAUCCAAAUAGGACUACGCACAUGAGUAAGAACUACUUGCCUGAGUAAGGCUUUGCAAGGUCAGGCUCCCUUCUUGUAUUUUAAGAAAAAAAUAAAAGGCAUUUGCAGUCACAUUUGUUGAUUAGUUUUGUUUUGUUUAUACAUUUGGGGCAAAUAUGGAGGUAGAAAAUACGGUGGUAAUGGCAGUGUGUUCAGGGACUCUAAAAUUGGCUGUAGAAUAUGUUGCUAUCAACCCAUUUACCCCGAAAUGCUGAAUAAAAGUUUGACUAUAUAACUCUUUAUGACCAAUAUAGGUUGUAUAUUCAGCAUCUUGGGAAAAUGUAUUGAUAGGAAUGAAUAGGAGUAUUUAUUGUAUUAUAGAUCUUCAGUAUUUUAUAACAGUAAGUGGAACUUUUCAAAGACAUUUACGUUGAAAAAAGUGCAGUAAUGAUUAUAUGUCCGCACAAGAUUAAAAUACAGCAAAGUCAAAAUAUCAGUGCUUUGUUUAUGUAUUGUUAAAUUGAAAUAUAUAUGUUUAUACAUUGUAUGCAUCUUGUUUACCAGCAUCUUGGCAGAUAGUGAAUGUAGCAUGUGUUGGUACUGUUACACCAGACACUAAAUAAAAACACAUAUUGCUCACAAGAAGUCAGCUUUUAUUCAACAUAUCUUCUAGUAUCUGAUGCUGCUCCUGCUUAAGCCAACGGGGAAAAUCCCAGUUAUGAGAAUGAUAUUUCAAUAGCACUGAACAAACACAUAGCAAGAAACAGUCCCGCUCCUGAAGAGUUUGUGGAGGCACAGAGAGGUGAAGUGACUGCCAGUAGCAGAGCCAGGAGUAGAACCCUGGUCUUUUA
This is a messenger RNA of Mauremys reevesii (Reeves's turtle), 2952 nucleotides long. RefSeq names its product solute carrier family 16 member 12 (gene SLC16A12). Gene Ontology annotation, biological process: monocarboxylic acid transport; transmembrane transport. Gene Ontology annotation, molecular function: monocarboxylic acid transmembrane transporter activity. Lineage: Eukaryota; Metazoa; Chordata; Testudines; Geoemydidae. The transcript has 8 exons. The record is from RefSeq and is a predicted model, not a curated record. Bases 370 to 1842 code for a protein of 490 amino acids.